AUGAACAUUUUUGUACGCUUCUGGCGAUGGCUAUUAAGCUUAUUCUGGUCUAAAAGUAUUUCUAUGACAAUAGUUGGUCUUCCAUCUGCAGGAAAAACAACAUUAGUCCGUGCAUUUGCAAAUCAAGAUACAGAAGAACCUGUUGUCCCAACAAUUGGAGCACAAAAUUCAACAAUGAAGAUCGGAAAAAUCAAUGUAAAUGUUCAUGAUAUGAGUGGAAAUAAAAACUCACGUGCAUUAUGGGAAGAAUAUUGCCAAAGAGCAGAUGUUAUUCUCUAUGUCAUCGAUUCGUCUGAUCAGGAAGCUGUACUUGCAAGUGAGAAUCAGCUCUCUGAACUAUUCCAGAAUUUUUCAUUAUCUCGAAAGCCAUACUUAAUAAUUGCUAAUAAGCAAGAUAUUCCUGGAGCAUUAAAUAGCGAAGAUAUCAUGUCUCGCUUGAAAUUAGAUUACGUUAGUGACAGAACUGUUAAAUUAUUCUGUAUUUCUGCCAAAAAGAAGACGAAUAUCGAUCAGAUCAUUGAGUGGAUUAACAAUGAAUUUUAA
Messenger RNA from Trichomonas vaginalis G3, 543 nucleotides. RefSeq names its product small GTPase superfamily, Arf family. Lineage: Eukaryota; Parabasalia; Trichomonadida; Trichomonadidae. Gene Ontology annotation, molecular function: GTP binding; GTPase activity. The transcript has a single exon. The coding region runs from base 1 to 543 and encodes 180 amino acids. The record is from RefSeq and is a predicted model, not a curated record.